AAUCCUGAAAUGUUUUCCUCAAAAAACAAUUUCUUUACGUCUAUAUCAUCAGAUGGUAAGAUGUAACUCAAAUGUCGAUUCGAAAAUUAGCCCUGUCUAAAUGGGGUUUAUUUAUCACUUUAUUGUUGCUUUGGCACAAUCUGUAUUGUAAAAAGCGCUAUAUAAAUAACGGUCACUUGACUUGUAUUGAAACUGCAACCUGGACCUUCAACCUGUUGGUCCCUGUUGAAGUCCACUAUAUGGAGAAAAAUCCUGGAAUGUUCUCCUCAAAAACAUUUAUUUUCGACUGAAGAGUGAAAGACAUAAACAUCUUGGAUAACAUGGGGGAUAACACUGAUGGACCGUUUUAACAAUGUCCUUCGUACCUUUCUGGUCCUUGAACUUGGUGGUUAUGUUGCUGUCUAUGCAGGGUCAGAUACCUUUUGGAUUUCAUCAGAAAUAUCUUAAUUUGUGUUCUGAAGACAAAUGAAGGUCUUAGGGGUUUGAUGCAACAUGAGGCUGAGUAAUGACAGAAUAGUAAUGAUUGGGUGAACUAACCCUUCUGCUUGUUGACGGGUGAAAAGCAAUGAGCAAAUGAUGUGGCACCAAUCCAGUAGGUGGCGGAAACGCACCAUAUGUUGUAUGUAAACAAGCACAAGAAGCACUCGAUGCUGCUCCUUUUUUGUGCAUACGUAAAUGGAUGGAGAGAGCAGCUGUCAAGCUGCAGAAAGUACCAUAACAAUAGCCCACGUGACUCGCGCGCCCUAAAGCCUCCAAAUGCAGCUCUAUGAGAAUAAGAGGGAUUUUUGACGGAUAUCUUGCCAUAGCUGUCAUGUCUCGUUCCGCUUCUGCACGUUCAAACAUGGCUCCUCUGCGUUUCGCGUAACAGUGAGUCCCUGCAAAGCGCAGCUUGAUUUGUUGUUGUUUUUCGCAAUGGUACGCGUUUGUGCGUUUCCUAGCUGUUUCAACCGAGAGAAAGCGAUACGACUCCGUCCAGCUGCAUCAUCACAGGAGGAAAGUUUGACUUUCCACACAUUGCCGCUGCAUGAUCCAGAAAGGCUGAAGCUGUGGCUGCUCGCUCUCAAACGUGAUGUAAAUUCACCCAUUGAAAAUAUCCGCGCGUUGAGAGUCUGCAGUGACCAUUUUUCGCCGGACGAUCUCACAGGACCAACUCGAAGAUAUCUGAAGUCAACUGCUGUGCCUAGGCAACAAACGGAGGAAACUGUGAUUGAACCAGACGCCCUGUCAGCAGACAACAGUUGGGAUAUAGAAGAUGAUGAUGAUGAGGUGUAUUAUGAAGAUGACUUUGAGUCAACUUCAGGAAAACAAAAGAACCCCAGAACCUGCUCUGAACAACGUGGUCAGCUUAUUUUGAAUGUUACAAAUCCACCUACAGAACCAUCUACAUCUCUAUCUACUUUUGGGUCCUACUAUGCUCUUCCACCCACAUGGCACUACCAAAUGGAUUAUCCUGCUGAGGCUGGGCUACAAAUGGAAGAUUGUUAUGAUGUAAACGCUAACAUGGAUUCUGUUGCUUAUUCAGAAGAUGAGAGCUUGAUGCUGGGCUCUACGUCUGCAGCUGGUGUCUUUAUGCCCAGUGAGGAUUUCACAGAACAUCCGGACAUGUACCAGGGAGAGGACAUGGCCCAGUGUUCAGAAGAGCUUGUGAUCACUAAAGUUGAGGACACUAAUGAAAUGGACCAGAAUGAGGAUUACAAUGGGAUGACUGAAAUGGAUGGACCAGAAGAUUCAGAAUCACAGAGAGCCAAAGACAGCAGGACUAUGGAAUCAUCUUCUGUAAUGGCUGUUGACAAAAGAAUUAAAGCAACCCCAAUUGUCAUAAUGCCUUUGAAGAUCAAGGAUGAACCGAUGGAUGACGAAUGGAAGAAAGCACCACAUUCCCCGAUGGGAAACAUUAAGGAUGAUGAGGAUUUUGACCAAGCACUGGAUGAUAUCAAGACACAAGGAGCUCCAGUAGGCAUCCCAGAAAAGGCACCAUCAAUACCAGAAAAAUCCAUUCAACCUUUAAAACGACAUGGUGUGUUGUGCACAGCCUGUAAUAAGGUCAUGCUGAAGGGACAUACAGCAUUUCAACGUAGUGGCUCUUCUAAACUCUACUGCUCACCUCAAUGUCUCUGCAGCUCCAAGAAGAAAACAUGUCACUGCUGCCUUAAAGAAAUUCGUGAUGAGAAUAUCAUAAUUGCCCCGAUGGACGUGUCUGGGACUGUGAAGGAGUUCUGCAGUCAGAAAUGCCGCAGCGCUUUUAACUUCAAGUGCAGUGUGUGUCAGAAGACAGGAGUGACUCAUAGUCAUGAGGUGAAUUACAUGGGCUCCAUUCAUAAGCUGUGCAGUGACAGCUGUUUCAACCAGUUCCGCUCCUCCAAUAAGCUGAACAUGAACAGCUGUGUGAACUGUGGAGGAUAUUGCUAUGGUACAGACAGUCAGUGUCCGUCUCUGAGGAUGGAGGACAGAGUUAUGAAGUUCUGCAGCCAAAACUGCCUCACAGCCUACAAAAAGAGGAGUCUGAAACUUGUCACCUGCAAAAUGUGUCAUGCCCUGCGCCCAGCUGCAGAUGCGGUGGACACUCCAAACUCGGAGGGUAUCAGGGAGCUUUUCUGCUCCACUUCCUGCGUUAUGGCGAGUAAAGUCCAGACUGGCAGUUCAUCAGGUGUUGCAGUGGAAUGCAACAACUGCAAGCUGAAACUAGUGCCUCAGUACCACAUAUCCUUGUUUGAUGGAUCCGUUCAGAACUUCUGCUCUUAUUCCUGUGUACUAGCAUAUCAGGAGUCAUUCAGUAAGACGAAACCUAACAUGCCGGUAAAUACUGUAACCUCUACAAGCAACAACACAUCUACCCCAAAACCUGCUGCCUCCAAACCUGCUGCUUCAGACUCCAGCUCAUCGGCAAAGACUAGCGCUUCAAGUGGUCCGGCGCAGACAGUCACCAAGAUCCCCUGCUUUCAGUGUCUGAACUCGUUCUUCCACAGACCAGAGCUGUUGGAGUUUAGAAGGAAAAUGUACGCUUUCUGUGGCAACACUUGUAUUGAUGAGUUCAGAAGGAUCUACCGCAUGGAGGCUCGCUGUGAAUACUGCAAGCUUGAUAAAAUUGUAAAAACAGUGAGAAGGAUAAAUAAGGUUGACCGUUCUUUCUGCAGUGAGAGAUGCAAGACACUCUUUGAGCAGAGCCUGUUCAAACGCUGGGGAAAGAAACACUGUUGCAACUGCUUCUACUGUAACAGCACGUCUAAGACUAUAGCGACUGAUGUCUUUGAUGGCAAGCAAGAGGAGUUCUGUGGGAACGAUUGCUUGUUAAAACAUCAAUCAUUGAUUCGUCAGGAAGUAAAGUGCUCAAUGUGCAGACAGGCCAAGAAGAUGACCGAGACUGUGAACUGGCUGGGUGAAAUCAAGCAUUUCUGCAGCCUGCGGUGCCUGAUGUUCUUCUGCAGUCUGCAGGGAAUCACUGGAGCCGUUAUCAAAGCUUCAAGUAAAUCUCAAGCCACACAAGGUGUGACCCCAGUAACCUCUGCAGUUCCUCAGAGUACUAAAGAGGGCACACCGGUCAUUGCCAAUGUCGUCUCGCUUUCAAGCGCAUCCAAGGAACCGCCAGCUGUUUUGGGAAGCACAGAUCCAAAAGGCUCUGUUCCUGCAAAAGUCACUGGAAAUAAACGUGCUGCAAAAGCUCCUGUCUCAUCAUCCCAAACCCAGAAAGAUAAGGACUUGCCAUAUAAAUCCAUAAGCAAAAACAAAGCCACGUCCUGUAAACCCCACACCUGUGAGGCUGAAACCCAAAUAGAUGGAACUCCUAAAGUUAUAGUGCUGCCUGUGCCGGUGCCAGUGUAUGUGCCAGUUCCAAUGCAUCUCUACAGUCAGUAUGUUCCACAGUCUGUGGGGCUUCCGCUUCCGGUUCCCGUGCCCUUGUUCUUCCCUACAACUCUGGACAAUGCUGAGCACAUUGUGAAGACCAUUCAGGAAAUCAAAGAGAAGAUUCCUGACGAUCCUCUGGAAGCAGACCUCAUCAUGAUGGCGGAGAUGGUGGCUGAAGAUGCAGAGAAGGACAAACAAGUCAUCUCUAGUGAUCAGACUGGUAACAUAAUGGAGGACCUCGAUUUGGAAGAUCUAUCCAGCAAUCUGAGUUGGGAGGAGGACUCUGUGUCCUCUGCCCAGACAUGGGAUCAAAUCCCAGAGCCUGAGAAGCCUCCUCCGUCCAGAUCUGCCACACUGACCCCCAUCUCCACCGAGGCAGAAGAGCCACAGAUGGACUUGGAGGCAGACUUCCCAAUCGAGAGCAUUGAACUUUUCAGAAAGCAAAUGCAAAAGGAGAUCAAUUCUGGCAAACAGAGAUCUCGCAAGAGAGGAUAUGAUGGCUUUCCUGAGAAGAAACAAGGCAGUAAGUGUGCAUCGGUAGCUCCAAACAGCCUCUCCAAACUGCACCAUGAAUACGGAGUCAAAGCCUGGAAGAAGUGGGUACGCUGGAGGAACACCCAACCCAACAUGGAGACUCUCAAAUUAGGCUCACGUAGUAUGACACUAAAGGAGGACUUGCUGAAGUGUUGCACUGCUGAACUAAGCUACGGCCUCUGCAAGUUCAUUUCUGAAGUUCGUCGACCCAACAGAGAGAAAUACAGCCCUGACAGCAUUUUUUAUCUCUGCUUGGGCAUCCAGCAGUAUCUGUUUGAGAACAAUCGGAUGGAGAACAUCUUCGCAGACGUCUUCUACGCCAAAUUCUCCCAUGAAAUGAGCAACAUACUCAGAGGGUGGAAACCAACUAUUUUGCCCAGUGGCUACGUUCAUUCUCGUGUGGAGGAGUAUCACCUGUGGGACUGUAAGCAGCUGGGAGCAUUUUCUCCUGGUGUGCUGCUCAACACGCUGCUUUAUUUCUUCACCAAGUACUUCAACUACAGGACAGUGGAGCAGCACCGCCGCCUCUCGUUUGGCCACAUCAAACGCUACUCUCGAGGACAGGCCAACAACAAAGUGUCCUUCCUACGUUUCUAUCCCCCGAAAGAUGACACAAGCACAGGUCAGUGGUCACUUUUUGUAAUGUGUUUUUUGUUAAUAUGUUUUUACUUAAUCAUUUUGUCCAAUUUAGACGGUGUCCCUCUAAAGAAGAAGAAGAAGGAAGAUGAACGGCAGAGGGUGCUAAAAAUACGGCAGAAUUCGGACAAUCCUCUCCGCUGUCCUGUCAGGCUGUACGAGUUCUAUCUCUCAAAAUGCUCGCCCGGCAUAAGACAAGACACGACCCAGUUUUACCUGAGUCCUGAGCGCUCCUGUGUACCCAGCAGUCCCACAUGGUUCUCAACCACUUCGCUGAAUGAUGAGGCUCUGGACAGCAUGCUCACACGUAUCCUUACUGUCAGAGAGCUGCACCUGGAAAGAGACAAAUUACCCAAUGAGAGUGAUUCAGACAGUGACUCGGACUUCUCACAGUUUUACUGAACAAACCUGAAUGCGUCCUUGGGAUUUUGACUCUUGUUCUGGAUGCUGGAAAGCAAGCUGUUUGUUGUUUUGUUCUCCAUUUUCAAUCUUCCUUUAGUAGACGGUCACAUUGGGAUUCUUGUAAGCCGCCACCUUUCUAUUAUAUUUAAACACUAAAGACGUCGACAGCAUCAUUCCAAAAACAGUUUUUGAAAUUGUUGUUUUUCAUUGCAAGCCACGUUGGUUCAAAUAGAUGCAAUGUUCCUGAAACUGACUCUUGAUGGCUUUUUUAUGGAUAAAAAGACUGUGAAACUGA
Molecule: messenger RNA, 5710 nt
Organism: Labeo rohita (rohu)
Lineage: Eukaryota; Metazoa; Chordata; Actinopteri; Cypriniformes; Cyprinidae
Gene: zmym4.2
Product: zinc finger MYM-type containing 4, tandem duplicate 2
Exons: 28
Coding region: 913-5415 (1500 amino acids)
Molecular function (GO): zinc ion binding
Source: RefSeq, a predicted model, not a curated record